Messenger RNA from Sesamum indicum (sesame), 729 nucleotides. NCBI's taxonomy places the organism in Eukaryota, Viridiplantae, Streptophyta, Magnoliopsida, Lamiales, Pedaliaceae. The record is from RefSeq and is a predicted model, not a curated record.
AUGACGAACUUUUCAGUAGGGGGCAUGAUGAACAAACACCAAGGGAAGGAUAAGGUGGUGGUGGUAUUGGGUGCCACUGGCACCGGCAAAUCGCGCCUGGCGAUAGACCUGGCCACCCGUUUCGGGGUAGAGGUCAUCAACUCAGACAAACUUCAAUUCUACAAGGGCCUAGACAUAGUAACAAAUAAGGUGAAAUCGGUUGCCAUCAAGUACGAGUGUUGCUUUCUCUGGAUGGACGUGGCGAUCCCAGUCUUGCAUUCGUGCGUGUCGAACAGGGUUGAUCAGAUGGUGGAUAGCGGGUUGGUGGAGGAAGGUAAGGCAUUUUUUGAUCCCAAAAUUCGUGACUACGAUUAUGGGAUUAGGCGUGCCAUUGGGGUCCCCGAGAUGGAUGAGUUCUCUAGGAGUGAUGGUCUUGUCGAUGGUGAAACUAGGGCUAAGCUAUUUAAGGCAGCUAUUGAUGAAAUUAAGAUAAACACUUGCAAAUUAGCUUGCCGUCAAGUUGAAAAGAUUUUGAGGAUGAGGGAGGAAUUCGGGUGGAAAAUCCAUCGGUUGAACACCACAAAGAUAUUCCUUCGACGUGGUGGAGAUGCCAAUGAAGCAUGGGAGAAAUUGGUGCUGGAGUCUAGUACGAACAUUGUGGCUCGUUUCAUUUGCAAAGAAAACAUAGAUCCGAAAUCGACUUCGUUUCAUUUGCAAAGAAAACAUAGAUCCGAAAUCGACUGCAUAUGA